Messenger RNA from Juglans regia (Persian walnut), 1992 nucleotides. RefSeq lists its product as uncharacterized. The transcript has a single exon. The record is from RefSeq and is a predicted model, not a curated record. NCBI's taxonomy places the organism in Eukaryota, Viridiplantae, Streptophyta, Magnoliopsida, Fagales, Juglandaceae. The coding region runs from base 1 to 1992 and encodes 663 amino acids.
AUGGACAAGAAUUGGAUGCACGUGCCAAACAGGUUUACAUCACGGGAAUAUGGUGCUGGGAUUAAUCAACUCCUCACAAUGGCAAAAGCCCAUGCACCUGGAAGCACUACCUUCAGGUGUCCAUGCAAGAGAUGUUGUAAUAACAUCUUCCUACCAAUAAAUGAAGUCGAAGAUCAUCUAUUCACGAUAGGUAUUGACCCAAGUUAUACACAUUGGAUUUUUCAUGGGGAGGGUGAAAGUUGGAAUGCUAAUUCGUCAGAUGAUGAUGACGAAUCUAAUAAUCAAAGUCAGAAUGUUGUUGAUGAUAUGGAUGAGAUGAUAGAGGACAUUCGGGCUGGAGCAUUCAUGGACCAUGAUUUCGGGGAACAUGGUACUACUUCAGAGCCCAACAUGAGUGAGAGGCAAUCGAGAAAUUUCCAGAAAUUGUUAGAGGAUGUGAGACUUCCACUUUAUCCUGAUUGUGCAAAGUUCUCUAAACUUUCAUUUAUAGUUAAGCUGCUUCAUAUAAAAACAAUUGGUGGGUGGACUAUCAAGUCAUUUAACAUGGUUUUAGACUUGUUAAAAGCAGCUUUUCCAGAUAUUCAGUUGCCUAACUCAUACCACGAGGCCCGACGCUUAGAGCAUGGGUUGGGUUUUAGUUAUGUAAAAAUAGACGCCUGCCCAAAUGACUGCAUGCUAUUUUGGAAUGACGAUGCCGACAAAGAUUCUUGUUCUAAAUGCAAGGAGUCGAGGUGGGUGUCAAGCAGAGGGAAAAAGGGAAAGAUUCCCCAAAAGGUAUUACGAUACUUUCCUCUGACUCCUCGGUUACAAAGACUAUUUAUGUCAAAGAAUAUAGCAAAAUCCAUGAAAUGGCAUAGAGAACAACGAGUUGAUGACCAUAGUACUUUAAGACAUCCUGCUGAUUCUAAAAUGUGGAGACAAUUUGAUAAAGACCACAGUUGGUUUGCAGAAGAUGCUCGCAAUGUCAGAUUGGGGCUAGCUAGUGAUGGGUUCAACCCGUUCAAUAAUAACAGUAAACCUUAUAGCAUAUGGCCUGUGAUCCUCGUGCCAUACAACUUGCCCCCUUGGUUAUGCAUGAAAGAUCCGUACUUAAUGCUCUCAUUGCUCAUUCCUGGUCCCAAAGCACCAGGAAACGACAUCGACGUUUAUUUACAACCUUUAGUGAAUGAAUUAAAAGAUUUAUGGGAGAAUGGCAUAGAUACCUAUGACGCAUCAAAGUCUGAAAAUUUUCAGUUACAUGCUGCACUAUUGUGGACUAUUAAUGAUUUUCCCGCAUAUGCCAAUCUUUCGGGGUGGAGUACAAAAGGAAAGAUGGCUUGCCCAUUAUGCAAUGAAGAUACAGAUUCCAUGUGGCUGAAACAUGGGAGAAAACAUUCUUAUAUGGGUCAUCGUCGCUUCUUGCCAUCAACCCACACUUGGAGAAAGAAAAAAACAGCAUUCAAUGGAAGCGAUGAUCAUCGCUUGCCACCUCCAGAGCGAAUGGGACAUGAUCUACUUCAUCAACUAGAGAAUGUUUGUAAUGUAGAAUUUGGCAAAGGCUCUCGAAAGAGAAAAUGCAGACCAGAUGAAUUGAACUGGACUAAAAAAAGUAUAUUCUUCAAUUUACCUUAUUGGUCAAUGUUGUCGUUAAGACAUAAUCUUGAUGUCAUGCACAUUGAAAAAAACAUUUGCGACAAUGUCCUAGGAACAUUGAUGGGUAUUGAAGGAAAAACCAAAGACACUGCUAAUGCACGUAGGGACUUGAUGGAGCUUGGGUUAAGGAAGGAAUUACAUUUACAACCUUCAUCGAAUGGGUACCAAAUGAUGCUUGGCUCCUACACGCUAGAUUUACCAGAGAGGAGACGUUUUUGUGAAUGGCUUGCAUCUGUUAAAUUUCCAGAUGGUUUUGCCUCAAAUAUCUCUAGAUGUGUUUCAGUUGCUGAUGGUUCAUGCAAAGAUUACUUCCAGUUGCAAUUAGUGGGUUUUUACGAUCUGAUAUACGACUUGCAUUGA